This is a messenger RNA of Leptomonas pyrrhocoris, 1991 nucleotides long. RefSeq names its product putative mitochondrial U-box domain protein. The coding region runs from base 195 to 1991 and encodes 598 amino acids. Gene Ontology annotation, biological process: protein ubiquitination. The transcript has a single exon. Gene Ontology annotation, molecular function: ubiquitin-protein transferase activity. The record is from RefSeq and is a predicted model, not a curated record. NCBI's taxonomy places the organism in Eukaryota, Euglenozoa, Kinetoplastea, Trypanosomatida, Trypanosomatidae.
GAAGUAUUUCGUCGUCGUACACUACGUAUUUUUUCUUCCUUUCUCAUAAAGUAACGCAGCGCAGACAUUGUUUCACCAUAAAAGCACCUUAACUUGACUCACACCACUUCUUCCUUUUUACUAGGCUUCUUUAAAGGCAGGAGUCGCUAGACCAUUUAUCUUGCGAGCGCCCCCCGCCCUCAAUCACACAAAAAAUGGCCGCUCUCGCUGCAAUAGACGCCUACGUGCAGAGCGGCGCUCCCAUCGAUGACCCCAGGCUCGACCAGUGGGUGCAGAUGAGCGACAUCUCCAACGCCGGCGGCUUCUUCGCAGGCGAUGCCGUGACGGUGGCGGAGAUGACGCGGCGCGUGACGAGCACCAUUGUGACUAAGUACCUGAACAGUGAGGACACCAAGGAGGUGCCGCUGCGCCGCAAGACGAAGUUCUGCCUGCUCCUCAACAACUUCGCGCUGUACAAGCCGGUCCGCCAGGUUGUGUUCGAGAGCCUCGAGGCGAUGACGAGCAUCUUUGAGAAGUCUAUCAAAGAUGAGGGCACCAUGCCGUUUGACUCCGAGCUGGGCCGCAUGUCGGAGCACGUGCUGGUACUGCUGAUGCGUGUGAUGGACUACCAACUGACGGCCUCCGCGGUGCACGAGUUUGCGGAGCACAACACGCAGUUUGCCAUUCAGCUGUUGUUGGCCAUCUUGUUGAAGGAGCCGCCGUACGAGUUUGAGCUGCGGUGCAACUGCAUUAGUGGUCUGCUGGGCUUCACGCAGCCCCAGGCGUUCUUCGGCGCGGGGGAGAAGAUCGAGGAGCACAGCUGCACCAACUUCACGGAGAAGGUGGACUUCAUGCUGAGCCUGAUGCUGCGUCUGCAGGCGGUCCAGGUGGUGAGCGAUGUGCUGGGCGACGCCAUCGCCGCGACGGACGACGUGACGCCGCUGGUGCAGCACGCCGUGAACAACACGAUGCGCACCAUCAUGAACAUCUUCAAGUUCUGCUCCAAGGAGGCGACGCAGUGGCGCCAGCACAUUUUGCUCUCUACGACGUUCCUCGACGGCACGGUGAUGAUGUACGUGCAGUCGCUGGCCGCCACCUUGCACGUCGCGAUCACCGCCAACCCGCCGCGCGUUGCGGGCGAGCUGCUGCACUCGCUGAACCUGUCCUUCAUCUUUGGUGCCUUCGCAACCUACAACAUGGAGGAGGCCAGCGAGGAGGUGCGUAUCUUCUGCACAUUCUUCCACGACCUCUUUCAGCUCUCCAUCCGCCCCGUCGUGACAGACGCGCGCCUGUCGGGUCAGGUGAUGGUGAUGUACACCAACCUGCUGCACUUUAUGUGCAACGUCGAUGCCAUGGCGGACACCGACUUCCCGAUGGACGACCUACUGCCGGAGCUGACGAGCUCGGCCCUGCGCGCCACUGUUGACGCCUUCAUCCGGAAAGAGGUGGGCGGCUGUGGCUUGCCCUUCACCCAGGCGUGGUACCAGCAGUUUCGCCGCAACACGGCCGACACGCUGCUCGCGCAGGACUCAUCGACCUACCAGUUUAUUAAUAAAUCCUUCACAGACGUCCUGGCGCAGCUGUCGGCGAAGCAGGUGCCGGUGGUGGCGCCGAAGCAGCCCACUACGCGCCUGCUGGGCGAGAUGCCGACCCUCAAGCCGGAGAAGAAGAACAAAAUUUCCAUCGCCAAGGCGGCGGCCCCGAUUCAGCACAAGAUUAAGCCGGGCGCGAAGGCCGACAACGUCGAGGGCGUCGACCCCGACCUGCUGUGCGCGCUGACCGGCCGUGUCAUGAAGAAUCCGGUGUCCUCGCCGUACGGCCAGACGUACGAGAGGGAGGCGAUCAUGACGUGGUUGGAGCAGAACGGCUCUGUGUGCCCAAUCACCGGCAAGCCGUUGACAGCCGCGCAGCUGCGUCCGAACGAGGCGGUGGCGUCGAAGAUGCUGCAGCAGAUGGUGCGCCAGACCAUGGCCACCCAGUCCGCAGCGGACGACGACAUGUACAACUUCUAA